AAACUCUUGCACCUUGCAAACAGCACUGCCUUUGGCUCUUUUUGCUAGGUUCAGAAUAAUCUUUAACAGAAGCCUUCAAGCUUCUCUCUUAUUCUAGUGUCUUCUUCUUCCAAGAGUGAAAAAGUUAAAAUUUCAAAGAGGCCAAUUGGUGAUGAUGGGCAUUUCUUUCAAUGCAUGAUUUGUGAUACUGAGGGGCUGUUGCUCUGUUGCAACAACUGCCCAGCAACCUGUCAGUUAAACUGCCUUUCUUCACCUCUUGAGAAAGCUCCCAAAGGGGAUUGGCAAUGCCCCAACUGUAGCAACAAGGAAUCAGGAGAUUCACCAGAUGAACCUGCAGAUCCAAACGCAACAUCACUUGCUAUAGAUGUAUGGCUUCGAUUCAGUGUUCCUUCAACUCUAACCAUUCAAGGAAGUCUAGGAGCAAUCAGUGGAAGCCUGUAAUGGACCCCUUAUGCAGGCAAGCAAUGUCUGAUGCUUCUGGUUUUUUAAAUUACAUUAGAUCAAAGAAUACUCCAUGCUUAUUUCUGUAUCUCUCUGUGUAUCCAAGUAGAAUGGUGGUGACAAAGAGGCAAAUCCAUUGCCAGAAGCAGCCUUAUAGCACACACAAACAGGAAAAGAUCAAAAAGAGAACUUUUAACUUUUAAGCUUCACUUCAAUUGUGUAAUUGUGUUAAGUUACAAUUUCUAACAGGGUUUUAUCCACAAAUUCAUGUUAAUAAAUAUGAGCUUUUCCC
Rubroshorea leprosula is the source of this 733-nucleotide messenger RNA. NCBI's taxonomy places the organism in Eukaryota, Viridiplantae, Streptophyta, Magnoliopsida, Malvales, Dipterocarpaceae. The record is from the annotation of a GenBank genome assembly.